Messenger RNA from Hippoglossus stenolepis (Pacific halibut), 3216 nucleotides. Its product is annotated as B-cadherin-like. Gene Ontology annotation, biological process: cell-cell junction assembly; homophilic cell-cell adhesion; multicellular organism development. The record is from RefSeq and is a predicted model, not a curated record. Gene Ontology annotation, molecular function: calcium ion binding; cadherin binding. Gene Ontology annotation, cellular component: plasma membrane; catenin complex; cytoplasm. Lineage: Eukaryota; Metazoa; Chordata; Actinopteri; Pleuronectiformes; Pleuronectidae. Bases 219 to 2636 code for a protein of 805 amino acids. The transcript is spliced from 15 exons.
CAGGAGCAACACGAUCACUGUUGCCACAGGCAGUUUGAAGAAUGAAUAAUGGUGACUGGAUUUUGGUCUGGAAAAUGAUUAAUUAAAUAAAUUAUAUUGACUGAGGAACCCUGAAGGUGUAAAACCAGUAAAAAAGGAAAAGAAGCAGAUCAAGUGUGGAAGGUUGGUGCAGUGACGGUGGAGAACAGACCUGUUGGGUUUCUAUUCUGAAGGAGAAAAUGAACAGCAGGAGUUUGGUGGUGAUUUUGGUGCUGUGCCACGUCCAGUAUUUAGCUGUUCUGGCUGCGGCAGGGAUCCAACAACGCUGCUUGAACAACAGAGACAACUGCUCCAAUAAUGAAAACCUUGAGCAACUCCCCACCUUUGAGUUUCCCCAUGUGGCCGGCAGUUUGAAACGGAUGAAGAGGGAGUGGGUCAUUCCUGCGAUUAACUUCCCCGAGAACGACAGGGGUCCAUUUCCCAAAUUCAUGGUGAAGAUUAAAUCAAGCAAUGACGGGAAGGUGGCGAUAACGUACAAGAUCACUGGACCGGGGGCGGAUCAGCGUCCUGAGGGUGUUUUUACUGUUGAUCGGCGAUCUGGGGUUCUGUACGUGACCCAGCCAUUAGACAGGGAGAAGACGGACAAAUACAUUCUGUGGGCCCACGCAAUGCAGGAGAAGAUCAUAGCCGAGGAGCCGAUGGAGCUUAUCAUCAACGUCAUCGACCAGAAUGACAACGCUCCACAGUUCACUCAGAACCAUUUCUACGGCACAGUGAGCGAAAGCGCUGAAGUCGACGACUCCGUGUUAAAGGUGAUGGCGGAGGAUAAAGACGACCCACAGAUGAGCAAUGCAAUAAUUAGGUAUCAGAUAAAGAAUCAGACGCCUCAAAUACCCAGAGGGGACAUGUUUACCAUAAACCCCUGGAGCGGAUUGAUCAGUGUGGCAGCAGGAGGCCUGGACAGAGAGACCCAGCCACAGUACAAGCUGACCAUUGAGGCUGCUGACAUGGAGGGCGAGGGGCUGGCAGCCACCUGCACCGCUAUCAUCAGCGUCUCCGACAGCAACGAUAACGUUCCACAGUUCAUCAUCACAUCUAUUUCCACAUCCGUCCCUGAAAAUGCAGCCGGAUUGGAGGUCAUAAGGUUAAAGGUCACAGACCAGGACGAGCCGGGAUCUCCCAACGCCAACACUAAAUAUUCAAUAAUCGCAGGCAACGAGUGCGGACACUUCAACGUCACCACAGGCGCCAAUAAAAUGGAGGGAAUCAUCAAAACAGCCAAGGAGCUGGAUUUUGAGAGCACUCCUGAAUUUACUCUGCUGGUGGUGGUGACUAACGAGGUGCCGCCAUCCGGGCCGACGUGGACCUCGACGGCCACCGUCACCGUGGCGGUGGAGGACAAGAACGAGCCUCCUGUUUUCAGUCCAGCCGAGAUCCUCGUGAGCAUCUCAGAGCACGCGAAGGCAGGGAGCUCUGUGGCCGGCGUCAGAGCUGAGGACCCAGAUACAGCCAGGAGACAGAGCGUGAGAUAUAAAAUACACAAUGACACUGCCCAUUGGCUGAGUAUCGAUCAAGACACCGGCUCGGUCAAAGUAAGAGGCAGCAUGGACAGAGAGUCACAUUAUGUCAAAGACGGCAAAUACACAGUCCUGAUUUUGGGCUAUGACAACGACACUGUCCCAGCCACCGGGACAGGAGCCGUGGUCGUGACUUUACUGGACGUGAACGACCAUCGUCCUGUGAUCAGACAGAGAACAGCCACUCUGUGCAACAAGGACCCUGCCCCUGCAUUGUUGGACAUCGUGGACUUCGACGGACCGGGUCACGCUGGACCCUUCAUUGUGGAGCUUCAAGGAGAGCACAAGAUCAACUGGACCAUUAGCACCAACUCCACCAGUAGCGUGGCAGCUCUGGCCCCCAAGCGGGAGUUGUCGCCUGGUGACUACCAUGUUCUCAUGCGUAUCUAUGAUGUCGGCAUGCUCUACCAAGACAGCACACUGGCUGUGGAGGUGUGCCAGUGUGAAGGAGCCACUUCCACCUGCUUCAUCUCACAUUCUGCCCCUCGUCUGCACAUUUCUUCUCACGCAACCUCAGUUCUUGGAGUGAUUUUUGGUCUUUUGUUGCUGCUUCUGCUGUUGCUGCUGCUGCUGGUGUUGUUGAGGAGGAGGAGGAGGAGCUCGGAGAAGGACUUCUGUCACCUUGAAGAUAUGCCCAGGGACAACAUCUUCCUCUAUGAUGAAGAGGGAGGAGGUGAAGAAGACCAGGACUUUGACCUGAGCCAGCUUCAGAAGGGGCCCGAUAACUGUCACAAGGUCACUGACGUCUUCCCGACCGUCCAGAGCCGACCCUGCUACCGUCUCCUGCCCCAAGCCAAUGAGGAGAUAUGUACAUUUAUUGAAAACAACUUGCAGGCUGCAGACAGUGACCCCACAGCUCCUCCUUUCGACUCUCUCCUGGUGUUUGACUACGAAGGAGUCAGCUCUGAGGCGAGUUCGCUCAGUUCCCUCAACUCCUCAGACUCGGACGAGGAGCAGGACUUUCAGAGCCUGAGUCAGUGGGGACCAAUUUUCAACAGGUUGGCUGACCUGUACACUCGUGGGACAGAGGAGGACGACGAAGACACAGAAACACUGCCGGGAAAAACAGAAUGGGUCUGACGGGCCUGUGCGCUUUUAACAAAGAUCCUCCAGCUUUGUGUCCAUCUGCCCAACAUCCUCACACUGCUUUCCACGUUUGUUUACUGCACAAAUAAUGGCAUUUACAGACUAAAUAAUGUCUAAUAGUAGUUUUAAUAGUGUCCCUACUGUGAUCAUGUCAAGUUAGCUAUUUUGUUUCAUUUGUUUGAUUGAGCAAAUAAAAGUAAACAUCAUUUCUAUUUCAUUUAUUCUGUGGGAUAACAGUUCUCUGCAUUGGAGGCCCAGUGUUGAAACCUUACGCAGCCUCAACAUCAGACUCCACCUCAGCAUCUGUGGAGAAGUUACGUCAACGAUAAUUUUAUAAUAACGAAGGGAUAUCUGCAUGUAAAGAGCUGAAUGCCACAAAAACACUUUUGCCGCUCAACAAACGUUUUUUUUAGAAGUACCAAAGACACAAGCUAAAAAUCAAGAUCAUCUUUUUUUAUCUUUGUAUUAUUUUUUUUAAAUAGGCUUUUUGCUUUUACAGAAUCAUUUCACCCUCAUCGUCUGUAUUUAAUUUUUGCUGUGAUUCAUGCGAUCAAAUAAAGUUUUUAUUUGUAAA